Trifolium pratense (red clover) is the source of this 1936-nucleotide messenger RNA. RefSeq lists its product as uncharacterized. The transcript is spliced from 14 exons. Gene Ontology annotation, cellular component: nucleus. The record is from RefSeq and is a predicted model, not a curated record. NCBI's taxonomy places the organism in Eukaryota, Viridiplantae, Streptophyta, Magnoliopsida, Fabales, Fabaceae. Gene Ontology annotation, molecular function: DNA binding. Gene Ontology annotation, biological process: DNA recombination; DNA repair; DNA replication. The coding region runs from base 67 to 1698 and encodes 543 amino acids.
UGCAGUCCAUUUUGUUCACACUACCCAAUACCAUCUCAAUUUCUUCUCUCAGAAAACUAAAGCAAUAUGGCAAGAAAGUUCGAAUGUGUCAAAGAUAUCAAUGAUGGAAAAGAUCUUUGGAAGAUUUCAGUGAAGGUCAAAGAAAAAUGGAGUAAUUCGAAGGAUGGAAAACAGUCGAUUGAGUUGCUGGUUUUUGAUGAUAAGGGAGAUGACAUUUCAGUUUUCAUUCCUCAUGAGGUUAUUCAGAAUAAUGAACAAGUAAAUGAUUUAAGUGUGAACAACACUUACACUAUGCAAAAUUUUCAAGUCUCAAAGAAUGAUGACCUUUACAAAGCCUCACAUCAUGUUUACAAGCUGAGGUUCAAUGGUGGAACUAUAGUUAAAGAUGUGAAUGUUCAUAAAAUUGGGGAUCCAGUCAUAAACAUUAAACCUUUCACUGAGAUUGCCAACCUUGACUUUCAUGAAGAUCUAUUAUAUGAUGUUAUUGGACUGGUGGAUCAAGUUGGUUAUUCACAACCUACUCAUGGAAAUAGGAAAGUUCAAGUUAACCUUACUCUUCGAGACCUUGGGAACACUCCAAUUGCUUGCACUUUAUGGCAAAACUAUGCACUUAAGUUCUUCAAUGUUCAGAAUGAAGCUAAGGGUGAUCCAAUUAUCGUUUUCAUGAAAUAUGCUAAAAUCAAAAAAGAAGGAAAAUGGCCAUUGACAAUUUCAAAUACAUGGAACACAACAAAGCUUUUCAUCAAUGAAGAAGUUCCAGAGAUUAUUGACUUCAAGAAAAGGUUACUUGCUGGGAUUGAAAAUGGUACUGUUGAUCGUUUUGCUGAAACUCCGACACAAAUGAUGAGCCAAUCGUAUGGAAGUUCCCAGUACACACCGCAACAAACAUUCAUGAACAAUGCAGAUCUGAUUACACUGACAAAAAUGGUGCAACUACCACAGGAAACCAAAUGUGUGACAAUUGUCAAGACAAUUAAGAUCAAGCCUACAAAGUAUGGAUGGUACUAUAUGACUUGCUUCAAAUGCCCUAAACAAUGCUUUGGUGCUGCUCCUCCUUUUAUAUGUGGAGAUGGUCAUGAAACUGAAGCAGAAAUUCUGAGGUACAAGCUGGAUGUUGAGGUUGGUGAUGGAGAUGUUAAGGCAACUUUUGUUUUCUGGGACCGCGAGUGUGAGCAAUUGAUUGGCAAGAGUGCGACUGUUCUACGUGCUCAAAUGUUGCAGGAUGGAAUAACGGAUCCUCUGGAUUAUCCUGAGGAAAUCGAUCUAAUUACUGGGAAAAAAAUUGCUGUCAAAGUUAAGUGGCAACCCAAGUGGAAAACUGGAUCAGUCAUUCAAAUCAACCAAGGAGAUGACUUUAUCAAUGAAAUUGCUGCGAUGUUCUCACCUGCUGAUGCUCCACAAGGACAGAUACAAGAUGAUAAAUCUACAUUAUUAUUUGAGGACAAUAGUACUGCUGAAUCUAUAGUCCAAAAGAAAGAUGAGGUUGAGCCUACUGAUACUGAUGCAGAUGUUGCCGAUGGUGAUGAAAUUGUUAUACCGACUACACCAUCAAAGAGGUCAGGGAACGACCUUAUGUGUACUUCCCAGAAUGCUGAACUUGAGGAUGUCAUUGGAGAAAAACAGUCAUCCACAAAGAUGUUGAAAGUUGGAGGAAAGACAUCAGGCAGAAAGGGACUCAAGGUUCCAAAAAAGGAGUGAAUCAAUGGAAUGUAUAAUGGAUAGCUUAAGUAAUUAGUUUAGGUAUUAUGCUGAACAAAACUUUAAAGUUGUAGCUACUUAAUUAAUUUGUUGAUGUUCUGUCUUAUACCAACACUACAUGUGUUGUGUAUGAUAUUAUGCUUUAGGUACCUAUGUUUUGUUGAUGUGUUGGCCGUGAACUUAAACACAUUAUGCCUACUUGGUUGUAAUAUAAUUAUAUCAGUUAUUGCUCCCUUUA